UUUGAUCAUCAAUUCCAAGUUUUUUUUUUUGAUUUAAAGUGCUGCUCGUUUGGUUGUGGUUGUAGAACUUCCUGUGUAAAGCCAGUAUACGAACCAGGACCACAAUCAGGUGGCUGUUUCUAUAAUGGUAGAUAUUAUCCCCUCGGGGAAAGCAUUCCUUCUACCGAUGGGUGCAAUACAUGUUUUUGCACAGGCAAUGGGCAAGUUGGAUGCACAUUGAUCGGUUGCCCUGAUCUUUGCACCCUGCCCAAAGCACCCGGAGCCUGUAGGGGUUAUUUUCCGAGAUGGUGGUACAACAGCUUCACCAAUCAGUGUGAGGUUUUCAUCUAUGGAGGCUGUGAAGGAAACGACAACAGAUUUCAAACGAUACACGAAUGUCUCCAGCGCUGUGCUAAACGAAAAUAUUGAAAAAUUCGGGUCGCUGAGUAAGGAAAAUUCCUCAAAAUAUGUAAUCUUUAUUGAAGCAGAAUUAAUUGAUAUAUGAACUGGUGUUUAGAAAAAGAUUAAAUCAUUUGAACCUGA
Messenger RNA from Saccostrea echinata, 522 nucleotides. RefSeq names its product BPTI/Kunitz domain-containing protein-like. The annotation marks the transcript as partial. Lineage: Eukaryota; Metazoa; Mollusca; Bivalvia; Ostreida; Ostreidae. The transcript has 4 exons. The record is from RefSeq and is a predicted model, not a curated record. Gene Ontology annotation, molecular function: serine-type endopeptidase inhibitor activity.